Messenger RNA from Brenthis ino (lesser marbled fritillary), 1449 nucleotides. The record is from the annotation of a GenBank genome assembly. Lineage: Eukaryota; Metazoa; Arthropoda; Insecta; Lepidoptera; Nymphalidae.
AUGGAAAAAGUAAUCGAUCAGCACAUUAGAACAAGGUAUCUUGUGGCUAGACCACUUUCCUGCAACCAACAUGCUUACCAAAAGGGUAAAUCCACAGAAUCUGCCUUAGUAGCUCUGAUCGACAAGGCAGAAAGGUCCCUAGAGGAUAAGCAGACAGCUCUAUGUGCAUUUUUGGACAUUGAGGGGGCCUUUGAUAACACACCUACGGCAACCAUCCUGAAAGGAUUAAAUGCAAAAGGUGUUGAUAUCACAACCACCAGAUGGGUGGAAUAUAUGCUCUCCAACCGGUGUGCGAAAGUUACGUUAAACGAACACUCGCACAACUUCUACACUACAAGAGGCUGUCCGCAAGGAGGAGUGCUUUCACCCCUAUUAUGGACACUAGCUGUAGACCUACUACUUGUAAUCAUGGCAGAUCUCGACUACGAUACACAGGGCUAUGCAGAUGACCUUGUUGUAGUAGUAAGAGGUCCCUGCCUGAACACAAUUUCCACCAGGUUACAAGGAGCUCUCAAUACCAUCACAAGAUGGUGCAGAGAAAAUGAGUUAUCAAUAAACGCUGAUAAAACAGUUAUUGUACCAUUUACCAGGAAAAGGAAGCUUGUAAGGCUGACCGAACUCAGACUCAAUGGCAAAACCCUUAACCUAUCAAAUGAGGUAAAGUACCUUGGAGUCACUAUUGAUCAAAAGUUGACCUGGAACUCUCACCUCAACAACAUUAUACAAAAAGCCAAAAUGGCCCUCUGGAUAUGUUGUCGAAUGGCUGGAGCCAAGUGGGGCCUCAAGCCCAAAAUGGCUCUCUGGAUGUACACCGCCGUGGUAAGGCCGAUCAUAACAUACGCCUCAGUCGUAUGGUGUAACAAAACCAAACAAAAGACAACUAUGAGUAAACUAGACAGCAUACAACGGAUGGCAUGUCUAAUCAUCACGGGAGCCUUCCACUCGGCACCAGGCGACGCUUUAAAUGCAUUGUUGGACAUAGCUCCGCUAUAUCUCCACGUGCAAAAAGAAGCUAAAUCUUGCCUCUACAGGCUCUGUACACAAUCGAAUGUAAAGUUGCAAUCGCAAUAUAUGAACAAACUCAAGGAGUUGACAUUCGAACACAAAACUCUGAAAAUGCCAGUCGAUGGCAUGAGUACAGAGUUUAACUUCGCAAAACAGUACCAAAUAGAUCUUCCCAACCGGGACAUGUGGCUAAAAAACCAAGAGUCUCACAAAAAGGGCAGUCAUGUUUGGUUUACAGAUGGAUCCAAGAAAGGAUCUGAUGUAGGGUGCGGCAUCUAUGGCCUUAAGCCUAGAUUUGACAUGAGUGUCAAUCUGGGCAAGGAGGCCACCAUCUUCCAAGCCGAGGUCUUCGCCAUCAACAAAUGUGCUGAAGUCAUCCUGGAGAGGAAGCUUAGAAACCAAAAUAUCUACAUCAACUCAGAUAGCCAAGCAGCACUUCUGCUA